CUGUACUUUCAUCCCGUCUUGUCCUUGAUGGAUCAAACACGUUGUGGGCGCGUGACUGGCUCGAUGCCACCGUAGUCCAGUGGAUCUCGGCACGCCAGAUGUGGCUCUUUUUGGCCACUGACUGUUUCCGACUGGUAAAUAGAGGCCCAUCCAGUUCCCCAGUUCCUCAAUCUUCUCCUUAACCACUAGCGAUACCCCUACUAUGCAUCCACGAUCAGCACUGGGUUCUCCCACACCCUCUGCUGCGAGUCGCCUCUCAGACAGCAGCCGCUCAGAUAGCAGCAGUCGUCAUUUUGCGCGGAAAUCAUCAAGCGUAUCCGAAUUCGAGAUCGAGCGAACGCUCAAAUUGUCCAACUCAUCGCCAAAGCGACCAGGUCUUCGUCGUCAUCAAUCUGAAUAUGGCGCAGAAAGUGCUCUUCGUGCGAGCGUGUCACGCUUGUUCGCCGCCAAAGCGCGUCCGUUCACUGUCAACGGUCGCAUUCCCAUGGACCCAGCGUCCUUGGUGCUAUUCUUCCGAUCGAAGAGUGGCAUCACGCACUCGCUUGAUUACCCCAUCGACGUUGAUUACGACACACCCCCGGCUCUUGAAGUACUAAUCGCAGCAUGUAAACCUCAUCCGACACCUGGAUAUGAUGUAUACCCUGAUCGUGAAGCCCUAUUCUACCCCGCAAAUCUUCCCUUGACUGCAACGCUCGAAAUCGCUAACCACCCGAUCCUUGACGCAGUGCGCAAUGCACUCUUCCCUGCACUACAUAUGGGGCAUUACCUCACGGCCCUGAGAGAUAAGCUAGAGGUGAUGGUCACUGGAUCGCGUAUGGCACCCCAGUCUCGUACGUUACGCAACGAUGGUAGAGUUGCUACGAUAUGUGUCACUCUACCCGUUCACUAUCGCGGGGGAACUAUGAUUGUCCGAGAUGCGGAAGGGGCGGAAGAGAAGUUCUUCGGAGGCGGAGGCAAACCUGGCGAGGUCCACUGGACUGCGUUCCUUGGGGAAUGCGAGUACGAAGUCGAGACCAUCCAGCAAGGAUGCAGGAUGAGUAUCACGUACGCCGUGCAUCUGAAGACGUACGGCGCGGCAGUCGAUCCUCUUAUCACGCCGAGCGAGCACUUCCUUGAUCUUCUUUCCCCCGUCCUUAGCCUAUCUCGAGGACGAAAAGUGGCGUUCUAUUUGAGCCAAGAUUACGGUGUCAACCCAUCGGAGGGCCUCGCCGAAUCGUUGGUUCCACAUCUUAAGGGAAGCGAUUCUCUUCUAUACCAUGCCCUGAAGGUGUACAAGCUUGCGCCAGAACUACAUUGGGCAGCAGGGGGAUACGUCUGGCCCAUAGAUCGGACCGUAGAAUGCGGAAAUGACCUUCUGGAUUCUCCAACAAGCCUAUCAAUGGGCUUUCCUAGCGCUUUUGGAUCACCUGCUCGCUCAGCAAAAUCCAUCCGUGGUCCCAUGAGUUACUACGGCGACCUAGAAGAAGAUGACGUGCAGAUGAUGAAGAUCGAAGCUGACAGUCUUAGGAUGAGGGUUGAGGAAAGCGGUGCUAUCCCCCUUUCUGAAGCGGAAAUCUUUAUUCUUUCGGACAGGGUUCCCGGUCCGAUGGCGAAGGAGAGGGUGCACUUUGUCUCGAAUGGAGAACUGGAGAAGCUUAUUGUGAAUGUCCUGCUGGUUAUUUAUGUUCCUUGAGGCUUGAUGGACUGGGCG
Molecule: messenger RNA, 1690 nt
Organism: Suillus paluster
Lineage: Eukaryota; Fungi; Basidiomycota; Agaricomycetes; Boletales; Suillaceae
Exons: 3
Coding region: 203-1672 (489 amino acids)
Source: RefSeq, a predicted model, not a curated record